GCUACCAGGAAGAAAACAGACCCAAAAAAAUGAGUUUACGCCACUUUGAAGAAACUUCGGCCACAUUGUUGUCAUGUAAACUUUAAUACAAUUUGUAUCUGUAUGGUGGAGCCUGACUCAUGUUGCCGCUGUCCGGGACCAUGUGUCCAAGUGAAGGACGCCCGUAAGACAGACAGUUAAUUAAAUAUACCGACAGAAUGAUUAAACACACGCUGCGCGCGGGCCGACGUGCCGUCUCUCCCGGUCUGCGCUGCUUCUCUGAGACUUCCGGCGGAGGAGUCACUGAGGACGGACUCGAACGGACCGGCUCUCCACGUCUCACAAAGCAGGCGUCUCUCUACGUGCACUGGCCUUACUGCCUCAGAAGGUGCUCCUACUGCAACUUUAACAAGUACAUACCCAGAGAGAACAAUGACCCCGUAAUGACCGAGUGCCUUCAGCGGGAGACUGAGACACUGCUGCAGCUCAGUCAGGUGUCCUGCAUCACCUCAGUGUUUUUUGGUGGUGGGACUCCAAGCCUGGCUCACCCCUCGACCAUUGCCGCAGUCCUCCAAACUGUUUCGAGGCGGGCGUAUCUCUCAGAUGAGGCCGAGAUCACGCUUGAGGUCAACCCUACUCCUGUAGGAAAGUCAAAGUUAGAGGACUUUUGCCGUGCGGGGGUGAACCGUUUCUCCAUCGGGGUCCAGUCUUUGCAGGAUGAGGAUUUGAAAAGUCUGGGAAGAGACCACAGCACUCACCAGGCUUUGCAAACUGUCGAAGAGGCCAGGAGGCUGUGCCCCGGGCGGGUGUCGGUGGACGUCAUGUUCGGUCGGCCCAAACAGAGCGUUGCAUCCUGGGAGAAGGAGUUGUCUGAGCUGCUGAGGGUGUGCGAUGACCACGUGUCUCUGUACCAGCUGACCUUGGAGCGAGGCACCCAGCUGUUCAAACAGGUGCUGGGAGGAGAGGUGACCGUGCCCGAUGAAGACGUGACGGCAGAGAUGUACCGGUGUGCGAGGAGGACUCUCCACCAGCACGGCCUUCUGCAGUAUGAAGUUUCUAACUUCACAAGACAUCAGGCAGUGAGUCAUCACAACACCAGCUACUGGAAGGGAAGACAGUACAUCGGCGUCGGUCCAGGAGCACACGGGCGGUUUGUUCCUCUGGGGGAGGGAGGGGUCCUUCGGGAGGCGCGGACCCAGACUCUGGACCCUGACGCCUGGAUCCGUGAAGUCCAGCAGAGGGGACAUGGGACACGUAGGCGGAUUCAGCUCAGCCAUCUUGAACUGUUGGAGGAGGUGUUGGUGAUGGGAAUGAGGAUGACGGAUGGCAUUAAUCACAAGCACUGGGAGAUGUUUAGCCCUCAACUGGGUCUCUUUGAAGUCUUUGGCACAUCCAGCGAUGUCCAAGAGUUGCUCCAGAGUGGACACCUCAUUCUUGAUGACCGAGGUCUACGCUGCUCCUGGGAUGGACUGGUCUUACUGGACAGCAUACUGCCAGCUCUGCUGGUGGAACUGGAAAGACAAAUCAGUCAGAGGCUACAAAGUGAUCACCAUGCUUGA
Molecule: messenger RNA, 1538 nt
Organism: Anarrhichthys ocellatus (wolf-eel)
Lineage: Eukaryota; Metazoa; Chordata; Actinopteri; Perciformes; Anarhichadidae
Gene: rsad1
Product: radical S-adenosyl methionine domain containing 1
Exons: 9
Coding region: 198-1538 (446 amino acids)
Biological process (GO): porphyrin-containing compound biosynthetic process
Cellular component (GO): mitochondrion; cytoplasm
Molecular function (GO): 4 iron, 4 sulfur cluster binding; coproporphyrinogen oxidase activity
Source: RefSeq, a predicted model, not a curated record